Messenger RNA from Musa acuminata AAA Group (dessert banana), 3581 nucleotides. Its product is annotated as ATP-dependent DNA helicase MER3 homolog. The record is from RefSeq and is a predicted model, not a curated record. The coding region runs from base 258 to 3581 and encodes 1107 amino acids. Gene Ontology annotation, molecular function: ATP binding; nucleic acid binding. The transcript has 27 exons. Lineage: Eukaryota; Viridiplantae; Streptophyta; Magnoliopsida; Zingiberales; Musaceae.
AGGAAGAGGCGAGGCGGUCCAUCUUCCGUCUUCCCGGCGCUCAUUGCUUCCCGACCCUUGCGAAGGAAGGCUCUCUCUCUCUCUCUCUCUCUCUCUCUCUCUCGUGCUACAUCGCGAUGAGAAAUAAGUCGCCAAGCCUUCCCGCUCCUUCUGCUUCUACUCUCUUCCAUCCCGUCGGCCUUUUCUCGAGGCCAAUCCCUAUAUCCUGUAAAGAAGAUUCUGUGUAAAUCCUUGCAAGUUUCAGCAGGAACUAAGAAAUGGGAUUAUAUAGAGAUCAACACUCGUUGAUUCCUGUAGCUGAUUUGCCACAACCCUUCCGUUCCACAUUUAAUUUCAGGUACUUCAAUUCUUUGCAGAGUGAAUGUUUUUCUGGCUGCUUCCUCUCGGAUAUAAACAUGGUCAUCUCAGCACCAACUGCAAGCGGUAAAACAGUGCUCUUCGAGCUCUGCAUUCUUAGGCUUAUGUCAAAGUUCCUUUCUUCAGAGGGGAAAUUCAAUCAUAAAAAAGGAACACUUAAGACAAUUUAUAUAGCUCCAUCAAAAGCCUUGGUACAAGAAAAACUUCGUGAUUGGUGUAUGAAGUUUCAUUCACUGGCAAUUAAGUGCUUGGAGAUGACAGGUGAUAAUGAAUCUUAUAAGGCAAAGAACAUACAAGAGGCAGAUAUCAUUCUAACUACUCCUGAGAAGUUUGAUGCUGUCACCCGUCAUGGUGCAAGGAAUGGUGAUUUGAGUUUCUUCAGUGAUAUUGCGCUCGUACUCAUUGAUGAAGUUCACUUUCUCAAUGAUCCUCGUGGAGCUACUUUGGAAGCAAUAAUUAGUAGAAUAAAGAUGCUUUCCAGAAUUUCUGAGAUGCGCUCUAGUCCUCUAGCAUAUGUUCGAUUCCUUGCAGUUUCUGCAACAAUUCCAAAUAUUCAAGACAUAGCUGAAUGGCUCUCGGUUCCAGCUCAAGGAAUUAAAAGAUUUGGAGAAGAGAUGAGGCCAGUACAAUUGAUGACCAAAGUCUUCGGCUAUGCCCCAGCGAAAAAUGACUUUUUGUUUGAGAGGCGCCUUCAGAACUUUAUUUUUGAUAUCCUCAUGCAGUAUUCAAGAGGGAAAUCAGCACUAAUCUUCUGUUCUACCAGAAAAGGAGCACUAGAAUCAGCACAAUGCCUUUCUCAGAUUGCAAUGGGUCUUGGUUAUUCAAAUCCGUUCAUAAAAUCCAUAGAACAACAGCAGAAACUAAAGGAAGCUUCUCUCUCUUUUACUGACAAGCAAAUGCAAUCAUGCAUCAUUCAUGGUGUUGGUUAUCAUAAUGGUGGGCUUUGCAUGAAGGACCGUAACCUUGUUGAGGGUCUCUUCCUGAAAGGCGACCUCCAGAUACUCUGCACUACAAACACACUUGCACAUGGGAUCAAUCUACCGGCACAUACAGUAGUGGUCAAAUCAACACAGUAUUUCAACAGAGAGAAGGGUCUCUACAUGGAAUAUGAGCUAUCUAUGGUAUUGCAGAUGUGUGGCAGGGCUGGACGGCCACCAUUUGAUGAUGCAGGAACAGUUAUAAUAAUGACAAGAAGGGACACAGUGCAUUUGUAUGAGAACCUCCUAAAUGGAUGUGAAAUGGUUGAGUCUCAAUUGCUUUCAUGUGCAAUGGAGCAUCUGACGGCCGAAAUCGUUCAACUGAUAAUAUCUGAUAUAUGCUUGGCGAUUGAGUGGCUAAAAUGUUCAUACCUGUAUGUCAGGAUAAAGAAGAAUCCAGAAAACUACGGCAUAGAGAGAGGAAUUCCUCAUGAAUGUCUGGAAAAGCACAUGCAAGAAAUAUGUGUUAAAAAGAUUAAGGAGUUGUCAGAACAUGGAAUGAUCUGGACAGAUGAUGAUGGUUUUCUGCUAAAACCUUUAGAACCUGGUAUCCUGAUGACAAGAUUUUACUUGAAAUUUAAUACUAUGAAGCUUAUUGUGAACGCUCCUGGAAGUUGCAGUGUAGAAGAUGUGCUUCGUAUCAUUUCACAUUCUGAAGAGUUAUCUUGGAUUCAACUGAGGCGCAAUGAGAAGAAACUUCUGAAUGACGUAAAUUCUGAUAAAGAAGGCCGGCUUCGAUUCCAUGUGCUCAGUGAAAAUGGAAAACGAAAAAAGCGUAUCCAGACAAGAGAAGAGAAGAUAUUUGUACUAGCAAAUGACUGCUUGACUGGUGAUCCUUUGGUUCAUGAUUUAUCCCUUAACCAGGACAUGAACUCAAUAUGCAUGAGCGGGUGUAGGAUUGCUAAAUGUAUUAAACAAUGUUUCAUCUAUAGAAAGAAUUACAAGGGAACCAUAACUUCCACUCUUCUGGCAAAAUGCUUACACCACAGACUCUGGGAGAACAGUCCUUACUCGCUGAAACAACUUCCUGGCAUUGGAAUGGUCACUGCAAAGGCACUAUAUUCAGCAGGAAUUAAUUCAUUCGAAAGCUUGGGAGCAGCUGAUCCAAGAAAAAUAGAAAUAAUUACUGGUCGCAAGUAUCCAUUUGGAAACCAUGUUAAAGAAUCUCUGUUAUUACUUCCUCCGAAGGUCGAAAUAAAGAUGGAGGAGGCUGAAUGCAAAAAGCCAGGAAAGUUGAAACUGAUAGUAACACUGAAUCGCACAUGUCUGUCGGCUACAUCUACUAAACACCAUUAUGCAGAUAUGUUGGUAGGCUCAGACGAAGAUAAUAUGAUACUCUUUCAUGAAAAGAUAAGAGCUGAAGAAUUUCCCAGCCCAUAUGUUGUUACUGUUCUUGUCUCAUGUCCUCAGAACGCACGGGUGACUCUGAAAGCUGAUUUAAUCUUUGAAGAGUAUGUUGGCCUCGAUGUACAUGAGAAGCUUGUAGUUACCAAGGGAAACAAUUCAAUCAUGACUAGAGGACCAUUGUGUGAAGAUUCUAUGCCUUAUGCACUUCCAGAGGAAAUUUAUCUCAUCGAGGAUGACCAGAAAAGCAGCUCCAAGAUCAUGUAUGAUGAAACUCUAGAUUUAGAUAACUUGAGGGUAAAUUCAUCAAUGCCCAGCUUUGAUCUCCUGCAGGAAGAAACUGGAAAAGGAUUGGAUGCCUUGACUCCGGAACCUUCAGAAACUGAAUGUAAAACAAAGUCCAUAGAAAUUAUAUUUGAGCACAUCCGUAAGAAGUCCAAAAGUUUUCCAACUCUCUUGACAUCAAAAGUCAUGGAUUAUGCCUGCCAACCUUUAGUUCUGAGGAGAGACACAUCCAAGAACCAAGGUUUUGAUGUCGAGGCAGAUCUAAACCACAUAAUCCUCAUAGAUUCAGAGCCUAGUGAAGUUUCCCAGGAACUGAGUCUCCCUGUCAGCUUUCUGACAGAGACAGAAAGAGCCGUGACAACUAGUAACCUCAACAGUGUGCUAAAGUCACAGCUUCCUUACAAGCUUAGCCCGACUUGUCAUCAACCUGGCUGCAACAAGCCCUGCAGUGACUCGCUGGAAAUAGUCCAAACUGUCGGCUGCAAAAGAUCAUUUUCCAAUGAAUCAAAUCCAAUUUCUGAUAGCCCAAUUUGUUCUCAGGGUCGUUCUGUAAGUGUACAUGACAACCUCAGGGCAGAAUCUUUCCUUGGGUUUAAGAGUGUCUUUUCAUUUCUUUAA